Molecule: messenger RNA, 10108 nt
Organism: Choloepus didactylus (southern two-toed sloth)
Lineage: Eukaryota; Metazoa; Chordata; Mammalia; Pilosa; Megalonychidae
Gene: DOCK5
Product: dedicator of cytokinesis 5
Exons: 47
Coding region: 115-4866 (1583 amino acids)
Biological process (GO): cell migration; small GTPase-mediated signal transduction
Cellular component (GO): cytoplasm; plasma membrane
Molecular function (GO): GTPase activator activity; small GTPase binding; guanyl-nucleotide exchange factor activity
Source: RefSeq, a predicted model, not a curated record
AGAAACAGAAUGCUCCUUCGUUGUUGGUGGGAUGUAAAAUUGUGCAGCUGCUGUGGAAGACAGUCGGUGAUUCCUCAGAUAGUUAUUCUUCAGGAAUUUAUAAUUUGAGGACUCAUGAAAGAAGAUGAUUUAUUAGAAAGAUUAAUUACCAGGCACUCACGGAUUCUUCAUUGUCAAAACUAUACUCAUUUUGUGGCCACAAUCUAUAAUUACAAUGCCUCUCAAGAUGUGGAGCUCUCCUUGCAGAUUGGAGACACGGUUCACAUUCUGGAGAUGCAUGAGGGUUGGUACAGAGGAUAUACCCUUCAAAAUAAAUCUAAAAAGGGUAUUUUCCCUGAAACAUAUAUCCAUCUGAAAGAGGCAACUGUGGAGGACCGAGGGCAGAAUGAGACCGUGAUUCCAGGUGAGCUUCCACUGGUGCAGGAGCUCACGUCCACUCUGCGAGAAUGGGCUGUCAUCUGGCGCAAGCUCUAUGUGAACAACAAGGUCACACUCUUCCGCCAACUGCAGCAGAUGACUUAUCGCCUAAUUGAGUGGAGGUCCCAGAUCCUGUCUGGAACGCUCCCGAAGGAUGAACUGGCAGAGCUCAAGAAGAAGGUCACAGCCAAAAUUGAUCAUGGAAACAAAAUGCUUGGGUUAGAUCUGGUAGUGAGAGAUGACAAUGGAAACAUCUUGGACCCGGAUGAAACCAGCACUAUUGCCCUCUUCAAGUCCCAUGAAAUGGCCUCAAAAAGAAUUGAGGAAAAGAUCCAAGAAGAAAAGUCAAUUUUGCAGAACGUGGACUUGCGGGGCCAGUCGAUCUUCAGUUCAGCACAUACUUAUGGCCUCUAUGUGAACUUCAAGAACUUUGUCUGUAACAUUGGGGAAGAUGCAGAGUUGUUCAUGGCCCUCUAUGACCCAGAUCAGUCCACUUUUAUCAGUGAGAACUAUCUAAUUCGUUGGGGCAGUAAUGGGAUGCCCAAGGAAAUAGAAAAGCUCAAUAAUCUUCAAGCAGUCUUUACUGAUCUCAGCAGCACAGACCUUAUCCGGCCCCGGAUCAGCCUGGUGUGUCAGAUUGUUCGGGUGGGCCACAUGGAGCUGAAGGAGGGCAAAAAGCACACCUGUGGUCUCCGAAGACCUUUUGGAGUAGCAGUGAUGGACAUUACUGACAUCAUACAUGGGAAGGUGGACGAUGAAGAAAAGCAGCAUUUUAUUCCUUUUCAGCAAAUUGCAAUGGAAACCUAUAUCCGGCAGAGGCAGCUGAUCAUGUCACCCUUGAUAACAUCCCAUGUGAUUGGGGAGAAUGAGCCACUCACUUCAGUCUUGAAUAAAGUGAUAGCAGCUAAGGAAGUGAAUCACAAAGGACAAGGACUUUGGGUGUCCUUGAAGCUAUUGCCAGGUGACCUCACACAGGUACAGAAGAAUUUUUCACACUUGGUUGACAGAUCAACAGCGAUAGCCCGGAAAAUGGGCUUUCCUGAAAUAAUACUUCCAGGAGAUGUUCGGAAUGACAUUUAUGUCACUCUCAUCCAUGGAGAGUUUGACAAGGGGAAAAAAAAGACACCAAAGAAUGUGGAGGUGACCAUGUCUGUGUAUGAUGAGGAUGGCAAGCUCUUAGAGAAAGCCAUUCAUCCUGGUGCUGGAUAUGAAGGCAUUUCAGAGUACAAAUCAGUUGUCUAUUACCAAGUCAAGCAGCCCUGUUGGUAUGAGACUGUCAAGGUAUCCAUUGCUAUAGAAGAGGUCACACGCUGCCAUAUAAGAUUUACAUUCCGACACAGGUCAUCACAGGAAUCCAGAGAUAAAUCGGAGCGCGCAUUUGGGGUGGCCUUCGUGAAGCUGAUGAACCCGGAUGGCACCACUCUGCAGGACGGGAGGCAUGAUCUGGUGGUUUAUAAGGGUGAAAACAAGAAAAUGGAAGAUGCUAAAUUCUACCUGACCCUGCCUGGAACUAAAGUGGAGAUGGAAGAAAAAGAUCUCCAAGCACCCAAAAACCUGGCCAACUUUACCCCAGCCAAGGAUAGCACAAAAGAUAGCUUUCAGAUUGCCACCCUCAUUUGCUCAACAAAACUCACCCAGAAUGUUGACCUAUUAGGCUUGUUAAAUUGGCGUUCCAACUUCCAGAACAUUAAGCACAACUUAAAGAAGUUAAUGGAAGUGGAUGGAGGAGAGAUUGUUAAGUUUUUGCAAGAUACGCUAGAUGCACUUUUUAAUAUAAUGAUGGAAAUGUCAGACAAUGAAACAUAUGACUUCCUUGUGUUUGAUGCACUGGUAUUUAUUAUUUCACUAAUAGGAGACAUCAAGUUCCAGCAUUUUAAUCCUGUACUUGAAACCUACAUUUACAAGCACUUCAGUGCCACUUUGGCAUAUGUAAAACUCUCCAAGGUACUGAACUUUUAUGUGGCUAAUGCGGAAGACUCCAGCAAGACAGAAUUGCUUUUUGCUGCUUUGAAAGCCUUGAAGUACUUGUUUAGAUUCAUCAUCCAAUCUAGAGUACUCUAUUUGAGAUUUUAUGGCCAAAGUGAAAACGGAGAUGAAUUUAAUGAUUCAAUCCGCAAGUUAUUUCUCUCCUUCAAUACUCUAAUGGACAGACCUCUGGAGGAAGCUGUCAAAAUCAAGGGUGCAGCUUUGAAGUACCUUCCUAGCAUAAUUAAUGAUGUCAAACUUGUGUUUGAUCCUAUUGAGCUCAGUGUGCUCUUCUGCAAGUUCAUUCAAAGCAUUCCUGAUAACCAGUUAGCUCGGCAGAAACUUAACUGCAUGACCAAGAUAGUAGAGAGCAGUCUUUUUCGGCAGUCAGAGUGCAGAGAUGUGCUGCUGCCGCUGCUAAUAGACCAGCUCAGUGGCCAGUUAGAUGACAACUCCACCAAGCCUGACCACGAGGCUAGCUCGCAGCUUCUGAGCAACAUCCUGGAAGUCCUGGACAGGAAGGAUGUGGGCCCCACUGUGCUGCACAUACAGCUGAUGAUGGAGCGGCUGCUGAGAAGGAUCAACCGGACCGUGAUUGGCAUGAGCAGGCAGUCCCCCCAGAUCGGGAGUUUUGUUGCUUGCAUGAUUGCCAUCCUGCGGCAAAUGGACGACAGCCACUAUAGCCACUACAUCAGCACGUUCAAAACAAGACAAGAUAUCAUUGACUUCCUCAUGGAAACCUUUAUCAUGUUUAAGGAUCUUAUUGGAAAGAAUGUCUAUGCCAAAGAUUGGAUGGUCAUGAAUAUGAUGCAGAGCAGGGUUUUUCUCCGUGCUAUAAAUCAGUUUGCUGAAGUUCUCACAAAAUUCUUCAUGGAUCAGGCAAGCUUUGAACUUCAGCUCUGGAACAAUUACUUCCAUUUGGCAGUAGCGUUUCUUACCCAUGAGUCCCUUCAGCUUGAAACCUUCUCACAAGCCAAGCGCAACAAAAUUGUAAAAAAAUAUGGGGACAUGAGAAAGGAAAUCGGCUUUAGAAUCCGGGACAUGUGGUAUAACCUGGGUCCCCACAAAAUCAAAUUCAUUCCGUCGAUGGUGGGUCCUAUUCUGGAGGUCACUCUGACCCCUGAAGUAGAGCUCCGGAAAGCCACAAUCCCCAUUUUCUUUGAUAUGAUGCAGUGUGAGUUCAAUUUCAGUGGAAAUGGCAAUUUUCAUAUGUUUGAGAAUGAACUGAUCACAAAGCUGGACCAAGAGGUAGAAGGGGGCAGAGGAGAUGAACAAUACAAAGUUCUUCUGGAAAAACUACUCCUAGAUCACUGCCGGAAACAUAAAUACCUCUCCAGCUCCGGGGAAGUAUUUGCCUUCCUGGUCAGCAGCCUCUUAGAGAACCUUUUGGACUACAGAACCAUCAUGCAUGAUGAGAGCAAAGAAAACCGCAUGAGCUGUACUGUUAAUGUGCUGAAUUUUUAUAAAGAAAAGAAGAGAGAGGACAUAUACAUAAGAUAUUUGUACAAGCUUCGGGAUUUGCAUCGAGACUGUGAGAACUACACAGAAGCUGCUUACACACUUCUCUUACAUGCUGAGCUGCUGCAAUGGUCUGACAAGCCCUGUGUACCCCAUUUGCUGCAGAGGGAUAGUUACUAUGUUUAUACCCAGCAAGAGCUUAAGGAGAAGCUGUAUCAAGAAAUCAUAUCAUAUUUCGACAAAGGCAAAAUGUGGGAGAAGGCAAUCAAACUGAGCAAAGAAUUGGCUGAGAAUUAUGAGAGCAAAGUAUUUGACUACGAGGGCCUUGGCAAUCUCUUGAAAAAAAGAGCCUCAUUUUACGAGAACAUCAUUAAGGCCAUGAGGCCUCAGCCAGAAUACUUUGCAGUUGGAUACUAUGGACAGGGCUUUCCUUCUUUCCUGCGGAAUAAAAUCUUCAUCUACCGGGGGAAGGAGUAUGAGAGGAGAGAAGACUUUAGCCUGAGGUUGCUGACCCAGUUCCCCAAUGCUGAGAAGAUGACCAGCACCACCCCUCCAGGAGAGGAUAUCAAGUCCUCUCCAAAGCAGUACAUGCAGUGCUUCACUGUAAAACCGGUGAUGAGCCUGCCGCCCAGCUACAAGGAUAAACCCGUGCCGGAGCAGAUAUUAAACUACUACAGAGCCAAUGAAGUACAGCAGUUCAGAUAUUCCCGGCCAUUUCGGAAAGGAGAAAAGGAUCCAGACAAUGAAUUUGCUACCAUGUGGAUUGAAAGGACCACGUAUACAACUGCGUACACCUUUCCUGGGAUUCUCAAGUGGUUUGAAGUUAAACAGAUUUCAACAGAGGAAAUCAGCCCAUUGGAGAAUGCCAUUGAAACCAUGGAACUCACCAAUGAGAAGAUCAGCAACUGUGUCCAGCAGCAUGCCUGGGACCGGUCCCUCUCCGUGCAUCCACUCUCCAUGCUGCUCAAUGGCAUCGUAGACCCAGCUGUCAUGGGGGGUUACUCCAACUAUGAAAAGCUUCUCUGAGAGAUCUUCAUUCUCUCCUUUUUACGAAUGAGCACAUCAAAUUAAUGACAAGAUUGUCCUUGACCUCACAUUCCUUAGAGACCAUCAGCCACCCAGCCAGGUUUAGGCUACUGCCUAGGAAAGAAUCACUGAAAGAAGAUCAACCCAAUAUACUUGUGCUUGAUUCACCUGCCGUUUUGUCUCCUACUCCCUCUCUCCUGGAAGGAAGUAAGUUAACGGGUAAAUCCCAGCACUCAGGACGCUCUAGAAAGGAAGCAGCAUCUGUGGGGUAUGCCAAUCCACACUCUGUUUAGAAUUUUAUUCUAGUAACUCCACCAUUCCCCUCCCCCAGACUUUGUGCACUAUACAUUGAAUGAAUACGUGAUGGCCCUGACUCUUACAAUUCAGUUAGUUCAACUAAGUGUCAUAUCUGUUAUUCUGAAAAAAACCGCAGAAGGAGUAUUCACUGCAUUUUGUAAUUUGUUGCUUAGGGUUUGGAUAUAACACCAUUUGAAACUGAACUAAUACAUUCAGUGUAUGGUAAGUUAAAUUAGUAGAGGCAGGAUUUUGAAUUGUUUUGGUAAAUAUUCAGUGGCUAAAUAAUUUUGGAGUAUGCUUUUUGAAAAGAAAAUGAACAUUUGGCAAGUAAGCCCCUAUAGCAUAUCCUGGAGUGAAUGGAAAGGAAAAGUUGGAUGGGAAGGUUGAGAGGAUGUUCAGGUAGGCUGAUGCUAUUAGUUCCAUUUGCAUAUGAUGACCUGGAGAGCAUGGGCUUUUGAAUAGUCAUUCCUAUGACCCAUUAUUUUUUUUUUUAAAUUAGAGAAUUUGUAGGUUUACAGAAAAAUGAUGCAAAAAAAUAGAAUUCCCAUAUACUGCCCUGUUAUUAACAUGUUGCAUUAGUGUGGUACAUUUGUUACGAUUAAUGAAAGAACAUUUUUAUAAUUGUGCUAUUAACUAUAUCCCACCUGUGGCCCAUUAUCUGACUUCCUGUGUGCUUUUGGGCAAGAUAUUUAACCUUUAUAGGCUCCAGUUUUCAUAUCUGUAAAAUGAGGGAAAUAUCUAACUCACAGGAUUGAUUUGAGGAUUAAAGGAGAUAUCAUACAUAAGGAAUGUCAUGCAGUGCUUCGUACAUAGUUGAGGCUUGAUAAAUGUCACUUUGCAUCCUACUUCCCUAUAUACUGGCAGCAGAAGGUGCAGUUUGAAUGUUCUUCAUGAUUGGUGUUACAAUGGCCUGUGACUGCUACUUUAGUAAUCUUUCUUCUCUUUUCACUCUUCAACCUUUCAACUUUCCUCACUCUGACUAUACUCAGCAGCUGGGAAGAUCUCAACACCAGAGAGAAAUUCUAGUUUACCCAUGAUAGGUUUCAAUAACUUUCCUUAGAAGUCCAUUCCCAGUGAUACAAAGGGUGUCAAUAAAAAAACAGUAUUCAGCCUGAAAUACUUGGUUUUAUACUAAUGAUUUCAGUGUGUAGUUUUUCUUAGAAGAAAUUUGGUACUAAUUUUGAUAUAUUUUCCAAGUAUUGAUUUUUAAAGAAUGACCUAAACUCAGAUUCAUAUAUGCCAAAAUCUGUUUAUAACGUAUAACUUUCAUACAAAAUCUUUCCAAUGGGACACAGUCUUCUAACUUAAAAAAAAAAGGAUAAACAAAUAAAUAAAUAAAAUUAGGACCUUUGAUGUGAAACACUAAUUCAUACUUUAAUUGAUUUCACUUAUCUGAAUGUUAGAAAAAGUUAAUCAAUUGCCAUGACCUAUUGCAAUCAAUGGGAAAACGCUUAACUAUAUAUUUGAGAAAUAUAACCUAUUUUAUCCCAGCCCUUUACUCAUUGCCUAAGUGAUAAAAACCCAGGAGCUGCUUCCCAUAAUUCAUCCACCCUUUCUGUUUUGAGGCAGGAAUCUGCUAGAAAGAAAUUAAUUUCAUGGCACAAUGGUCUGAUGUUCCCUGUGGAAGCCCAGGGUCCAGGCCUUUCCUUAAGAUUCUGUAAAACUUAAGCGCACAGCAGCCUGCGUGACCUGGGGCAGUUAAUCAGAACAUAACCAACUUCCCUCAGAGGGAGGGAGAGUGCGGAUAGUCAAUUCUCCCUCCUGUGGCAUAUUAACUAAACCUUUCCGAGGUCAACCAGUUCCCAGAACCAAGAUUGUUACUCCCUUCCUAGCUUGUAGCUAAUCUAAAUGUUACAAGACUCAUUUAUCUCACACCCACUGGAACGUCUUUGUUUCUGGCCGGUAUAACUGGCCCUGCUGACUCCCACUUAAGUGUGGAGCACUUCUACUCUCUGAUCUGCAGCCUUCAGAGCUGUUUGAUUUCUCCUGUAGGUAAGUUCCUCCUAAUCAAAUUCAUGUCUCAGUCCAUGCCUGGUGCUUUCUUUGGUCUUUUGGCUGGACACUCCCGCAGGCUGGGACAAUUGGUGAGCCAGCCAGGAGGCCAGAGAGACCCUGGCCACUGAGUGCAUGAAUUCUGGGAAGGGAGACUCCCUGGGGGGGAAUCCUAGGAUAGCCUGUGAUAUCCAUGUGGGGAGGGGUGGUUGUCCUCCUGGAUGAGUGUGGACUACUGAGGGAGUAUGAGGAUGCACAGAACUCCCUGGCUGGACUGGUAGCCCUCCUGCAGCAGGCCCCAGGACAGUUGAGUUUUCAUAAAGAAAAGAAAAGCCAUCAGGCCACCACAGCCAUCACAUGGCCCCUCUUAGGGGCUGUAUGUUCAGCUACAAAAAAUGGCUCUGGCUGCCAAAGCUGCAGUUUGCUGCCUAGAGGAAGAGCUUAGGCUGGAAAGAGACCUGUGGCUAGCCCAAGCACAAUUAAAGGAUGUAUGAAAUGAAAGGCUACACCAUGUAGAUGAAAAUUUAGAAACAUUGUCAUGCUGGUGCACUAGAGUGAGAGGGCGUAAGCUGCCCAAAGGGCAAGUUAGGAGUAUCCUAACUUCCUCUGAGUGGGACCCCAGUGUGUGGGACCCCUUUGAUUUCUUAUCAGAAAGUGAUGAGCCCCAGUCUGACUGGGAAAUUGAAACUGAAAAAAAUAAACACGUUCAUCCUCUGCUCCAACAAAAGGUUAAAACAAAGCAAAUUCAACACCCUGAUUCCCCAACAGGGGAAGAUGGUGCAGCAGUUGCUGCCACCCCAGCAGCAGCUCCUGAUCAAAAGGUGCCUUCCCCCAGACGUAUUGUGGCAAUACAUCAGUAUAAACUACCAGGGUGCCAACAAGAAAUAACUGCCACCUCAAAGAAUUAGAAAGAGUGGACAUUAUAAUCCCCACUCAUAGUCCAUUUAAUAGCCCAGUCCAGCCAGUAAAGAAAUCUGAUGGUACUUGGUGAAUGACCAUAGAUUAUAGAGAACUUAAUAAAGUAAUUCCUCCUUUGUUUGCAGCUGUGCCGAAUAUAGCUAUCUUGUUGCAAGAUGUAAGUACUCAAUUAGGCCACUUUCAUUUUGUGUUAGAUCUUGCUAAUACUUUUUUUAGUAUUUCUUUAGAUCCCUCCGCCAGCCUGCAUUCACCUUCAUGUGGGAAAGACAACAGUAUAUUUUGCUGUGCUGCCACAAGGAUAUCGUUCUAGUCCCACUAUUUGCCAUGGUUUAGUAGCUGAAGACUUAGAAACAUGGAAACCUCCAGCAGAGGUCACUCUUUUCCAUUAUAUUGAUAAUAUUAUGCUAACCAGUAACUCUCGCAGAAUUGGAAACCACCACUAAGGCCAUAGUGGCCCACCUCAAAAACCAGGGAUGGGCAGUAAAUCAGGACAAAUUACAAAGGCCUGAAUGCUCUGUCAAAUUCUUAAAUGUUGUCUGGUCAGAUAAAACUAAAACGAUUCCCUUCAGCUGUUGUUGAGAAGGUACAGUGUUACCCCACCCUGCAUGCUCCUAAGCAAUUAAUGGCUUUUCUUGGUUUACUGGGUUGUUAGAGACAAUUUAUACCCCAUUUAGCACAGAUUCUAAAACCUUUACACUCUGCUUAGGAAAAGAAAAGCAUGGGAAUGGGAUGUUCCAUAGCAGUCUGCAUUUGAAAAAGCUAAGCAAGCUAUUGCACAAGCUCAAGCCCUAAGGAGGUUAGAUCAGAAUGUGCCUUAUGAAUUGGAGGUGGCGAACACAGAAAUUGGCUUUGGGUGGGGCUUGUGGCAAAGAGAACAGGCAAAACAAGUACCCAUGAACUUUUGGUCUCAACUUUGGAAAGGAGCUGAACUGCAGUAUAAACCUUUAGAAAAACAACUGUGUGCUGCCUAUAAUGCAUUACUACAAGUUGAAAGAGUAACCCAAAAUUGCCCUCUGAUGCUGCAGACAGCCAUCCCCAUACUGGGGUGGAUGUGUGACACACAGACACCAAACCCCAUUCAGGAAGUGCUCAGCUUAGCACGCUGACCAAGUGGAAGGUUUACCUGCUACAAUGCAGUGUUUUUAACAGCAGCCCUUGAAAUGCAGAGAUGCACAAUAUUUUAGGGCCAGUUUCCUAUGUGGAGGAAUGCUAUUGCCCCUCCCUGCUGAUCCUGCUGAGGUGGCUGUAUUUGUGCCCACCAUUGAUGGAUAUGGCAGUAUACCUGAUUCUGCCUGGUAUAGUGUUGGAUCAGCACAUGAGAAACCCACAACUUGGAUGGCAGUAGCUGUGCAGCCUAGCACUAAAUCUGUGUGAUGGGAAACCAGAACUAUGCAAACAGCCAGUGGGCUGAAUUAAGAGCCGUGUGGAUGGUAAUUGUUCAGGACCCAGGUUAUGCACUAACCAUUUGUACUGAAAAUUGGGCUGUGUACCAAGGCUUAACAGUGUGGAUGGCCACGUGGAAACAGGAACAAUGAACUGACAUUGACUGCCCCUUGUGGGAAAAGAGAUGUGGGAAGAAAUCUGGGCUGCCUGCCACAAGUGUAAAGUAACUGUUUUGUGCAUCUUAGCCCAUAACACUACCUCUUUACUAGGCGAUAUUAAAGCAGAUGCUCUGGCCAAAGUGCGUAGCCUAGAGCCAGCAUUGCAUGAGGCUGCUGAGUGUUACACAGAAAAACAGGACACCAAGGACACCAAACUCUGUGGAGACUGGCUCAGCAAUUCCAGGUGCCCAUCAUGAGACAACAGCUAAAAAAUGUUUGGAUGCCUGCAUCUCCUGCUCACUCCAGCAACCAAGAAUGCUCCCUCUUCUACUUGGCCACAUUGGCCAUGAGCAGACUCCAGGCACCUGGGGGCGAGUAGAUUACAUUGGGCCCUCUUCCAGUUUGUUAAUGCUGCUGUUUUGCAAAAUACUAGAAAUGGAUUGACUUUUAUAAAGGAUUGACUUUUAUAAAGGGGGUUCAUUUGGUUACAAAUU